Messenger RNA from Panicum hallii, 831 nucleotides. Its product is annotated as agamous-like MADS-box protein AGL80. Gene Ontology annotation, biological process: positive regulation of transcription by RNA polymerase II. Gene Ontology annotation, molecular function: DNA-binding transcription factor activity, RNA polymerase II-specific; RNA polymerase II cis-regulatory region sequence-specific DNA binding; protein dimerization activity. Bases 1 to 831 code for a protein of 276 amino acids. The transcript has a single exon. The record is from RefSeq and is a predicted model, not a curated record. NCBI's taxonomy places the organism in Eukaryota, Viridiplantae, Streptophyta, Magnoliopsida, Poales, Poaceae.
AUGGCUCGCAAGAAGGUGACCCUGCAGUGGAUCGCCAACGACUCGACCCGGCGCGCGACGUUCAAGAAGCGGCGCAAGGGCCUGAUGAAGAAGGCGAGCGAGCUGGCGACGCUGUGCGACGUGGACGCCUGCGUUGUGGUGUACGGCGAGGGCGAGUCGCAGCCGGAGGUGUGGCCGGACGUGCCCACGGUGGCGCAGGUGCUGGCGCGCUUCAAGGCGAUGCCGGAGCUGGACCAGUGCAAGAAGAUGAUGGACAUGGAGGGCUUCCUGAACCAGCGCAUCGAGAAGCUCCGGGAGCAGCUGCACAAGGCGCAGCGCGAGAACCGCGAGCGCGAGACCACGAUCCUCCUGCACGACGCCAUCGCCGGGCGCCGCCCGGGGGGCCUCGCGGGCCUCUCCGUCGAGGAGAUCGCCAGCCUCGGGUGGAUGGUGGAGAACCGCCUCCACGCCGUCAGGGACGCCAUCGAGCGCCUCCAGGGGAAGGGGCAGGAGGCCCCGGCUGCAGCGACGGCGACGACGGCGCUGCAGCUGCAGCUGCCGCAGGUGGGUGGCCUCCCGCUGGUGCCUUACGGCCACCGGGACGUGAUGAUGCAGGCGCCACCGCACCCGCAGGCGGCCUGGCUGAUGGAGGUGGCCAGGGCCGGAGGCGACCUCGGCGCGCUGGUCUACAGCGGCUUCGGCGGUGGGCGCGGGAGCUUCGCUGGAGGCGCCGCCGCCGGCACCUCCAACGCCGCCGCCGGGGCAGAAAUGCUGCCGCCGCAGCUGGGCAACAUGGGUGCUGCCGGGUUCGCGUGGGCUGAUCCUGCUGGUCUCUCUUUCCCUCCCAUGUAG